Messenger RNA from Suillus subaureus, 390 nucleotides. RefSeq lists its product as uncharacterized. The coding region runs from base 1 to 390 and encodes 129 amino acids. The transcript is spliced from 4 exons. NCBI's taxonomy places the organism in Eukaryota, Fungi, Basidiomycota, Agaricomycetes, Boletales, Suillaceae. The record is from RefSeq and is a predicted model, not a curated record.
AUGGGCCUGAGCACAACGGGGCCAGAAUGCAACAGGGCCAAGCACGUUGUGCGACCUAGAAGGAACGCUGCUAUAGACCACCGGGCCACAACGUGUGGUCUCACUCACAAUGAGUUUACACUGCUGUGGAUGAAGCUACAUUUUAUGAAGCGAGUAUUCAAGGCAGGGCUCCUUCAAACCAGCUUCUCCGACCUUCCAACUGAACUUGUCUUCCUCAUCCUCAAAUAUUCCGCGCAACCCAUAUUUGACCAGACCGACAAAUAUGAGGCUCAAAUACGCGUUGCGCUUCCCGAACUCCUGCACACCGUAUUGCUGUCGAAAUCUGAAAACUUGACAAUGUUCGUCGAUGCUCUACGUAUGCAACAAGAGGAUGCGGAGAUCCAAAAAUAA